AUGCUUCGGACCCGCCUGCUGCUCAACUGCACCAAUUUGCUGACAAUCAUCUCCAUGUACUUAUCUGUCUCCAAGACUGAGGCCAAGCGCGUUCCAAAGGUCAGCUAUGUGACAGCGCUGAACCUGUGGAUGUUCGUCACCGUGGCCUUCUGCUUCAGCUCCGUGCUGCUGGUGAUCCUCGACAUCCGGCUCGUGGUGCUGCUGACCAAUCCGGGCCGCAAGCUCGAGACGCUGCUCGACUUCGUCCGACCCAAGAACACGCCCGAGCCGAGCGUCCAGCUCUAUCUGGAGGACGAGGACGAGGAGGGGGACGAGUUCGCGGACGCGUCGGACGUCACGCCCGAACUGAGCGGCGCAGAGCUCACCGAGCAGCAGCUGCGCGUGCGUGUCGCCGAAAAACGCGUCGAGUGGCUGGCUAGGACGGCUGGCUUCGAGCAGGUCUACCUGGUUGGCUAUCCUGUGCUGUUCGUUCUCUUCCUUCUUGCCUACUUCGGACACUUCUUGUCGCAGCGGAAAGCCAAAAUGACGAGCCUGAUGUCGGCGUCGCAGUCAAAUGACACGCUGUACCCGGGCUGCUAUUGUUUGCUGGAGGACUUCGACAAGGGCUGCAUGACGGAGCAGGACUACAUUGACAAUCAGCUGACGUGA
Molecule: messenger RNA, 648 nt
Organism: Amphibalanus amphitrite
Lineage: Eukaryota; Metazoa; Arthropoda; Thecostraca; Balanomorpha; Balanidae
Product: glycine receptor subunit alpha-1-like
Exons: 1
Coding region: 1-648 (215 amino acids)
Biological process (GO): monoatomic ion transport
Cellular component (GO): membrane
Source: RefSeq, a predicted model, not a curated record